Molecule: messenger RNA, 1026 nt
Organism: Protopolystoma xenopodis
Lineage: Eukaryota; Metazoa; Platyhelminthes; Monogenea; Polystomatidea; Polystomatidae
Source: the annotation of a GenBank genome assembly
GGUCUCCCAGUCAAAAAUUUGCAGCUUGACUCGAAUGCCUCUUCUGUCUUAGGACAACCCGGGGAUAUUCCGGCAGUGACGACAGCUGUCGUAGUCGACCCUGUAUGCUACCAUAGAGAUAUUUUGCUGGGCGAUCAUGCAAAUAAACUUGGCCCCAAAACACACAAGGCAACUCAGGAUCUUACGGGGAUAGGGUCUACAUCUGGGCUUAGGGCUGGUUGUGUUGAAACUGACCUAAGUUCAGGUAAACCAGAACCAUCGACAUUGUCACUUUCUGGGGAUGGUGAUGUUAGGCCAUUUGAAGAUAUGGCAGGCGUUCGUGAUGUUAACGAUCAUAUUGGGGAGGCACUUGGGGGCGUUAGUAACAGGGAUCUUUGUAUAAAAUCUACUGAUUCUAGCGCCAGCCUACUUCCUUUGACUCUUGACCACAAACAAUCUAUUCAACUUCCUAAAGUGCCGCCCCCGUCACCACAGCCCAGUUCCACCUCUAAUCAGCUGUGCUUCAAUACCCAAGCUCCGUUUAGCCAACGUCGAAUGUCUGUUCAUCGUAUUUUCAAUGCACUCUCGAGUAUGGGCCGUUCCUUUGGCCGUAAAAAUAAGUACCGAGACGGAACGCGGCGCGCAGGUCGGCAUGAUCAGCACUCAGAACCGCGCAUUAAGGGCACCAGCUCAUCUUCUGCCUCGCCGACCUCUUUUUCGGAAAUCAUGCAGCAACAACCUACCCAUCCAUCUGAUAUCUCUUUUAUAACCAAGCGGACAUCGGGCACCCUUCCCGAGGACAGUGUCCUAGCAGUUACCAGAGACUCUGGUCUGAGUGGCCAUGCGAUUCACCCCUCCUCCGGGGCUACACUUGCUCAAUUUAGUUCGCCAUUGCCGAGAGAUGUGCUGGUAGAUCUGAGACCGAGCCUAGCGAGACUCGGGCCCCCGGAUUAUUGGCGCCGAGACAGAGUCGAUCAUCCAGUCUCGAUCGACUAUCGAAUACCAUCCAACACAACACUCCCCUUAGUCUUGAUUCAGUACGUUUAA